Racocetra persica is the source of this 143-nucleotide messenger RNA. The record is from the annotation of a GenBank genome assembly. NCBI's taxonomy places the organism in Eukaryota, Fungi, Glomeromycota, Glomeromycetes, Diversisporales, Gigasporaceae.
AUGUCAGAUUCAAACCUAUCGAAAAAUGACUUGGCAGAUAUUUGCCGUAGUCUAGGUAUAUCAUCAGAAGGAAAUAAAACAGACCUCGUUCAAAGAAUAAAAGAAUACCCACAGUAUGAGGGUUGCAGAGAAAAUGGUGAAAU